Molecule: messenger RNA, 592 nt
Organism: Lolium perenne
Lineage: Eukaryota; Viridiplantae; Streptophyta; Magnoliopsida; Poales; Poaceae
Source: RefSeq, a predicted model, not a curated record
AGUCCCCCAAGUGGACCGAUGACACGGGCUCGAGUCAAAGCGCUACAUGACAAGGUGAACUCACUCCUCACUACCCUUGAUCUCGAUACCCCAUUGGAUGGGCUGCUACCUCAGGCCGAUAUGCUUUGUGUUAUCAGAUAUGAACCUCGAGAGAAGGACAUCACAGCAGACCCGAAGAUGGACAAGGAAGAAGGAGAAGAAGAGUCCCAGCUGAAGGACGCCCCUCAGGGCCGGCACUGCCGGCCUCCAGGCACCGGCACUGCCGGCCUGCUCACCCCGGCACUGCCGGCCUCAAGCCCCCGGCACUGCCGGCCUACUCACCCCGGCACUACCGGCCUCCAGACCCCGGCACUGCCGGGCCCUCCAGUUGAAGACUCGACGAGAGCCAAGACCGGCACUGCCGGCCUGGACCCAGCGGCACUGCUGGCCCCACCGGCACUGCCGGCCCAUCCUCACCGGCACUGCCGGCUCCACCCCUGUUGACUUCAUCUCAACCGUCGAUUUCGCAUCCAUGGACCAGGAUAAUUUAUGUAAUUCCGACUUUACCCCUGUACGAAUCUGGGUCUAUAAAUACCUCACCCCUUCCUCCAGA